GCCUGGACGGCGGGGCUCCUCGCGCUACGUCCGGGUGCGUCCCGAGGCCGGAGGCCCGGCGUCCCGUGGCCAGGAGCGCGACCCGGCAGAGCGUGAGGAGGGCGCGGGAUGCAUAGACCUGGACUCCCGGUCUUCCUGUCACCACUUCCUGCCCCUUGUGCCCUGUGGUCCCCACCUCUGCCCACAGCUGCAGUGGAAGUGGCUGCUGGACCAGAUCUUCCAGGAGGACUUCUCAGAGGAUGAGGAGGUGGUGCUGCUGGCCACAGACUACAUGCAGCAGGUGUCCCAGCUCAUCCGCUCCACACCACACAGGAUCCUGCACAACUACCCGCCGUGGCGUGUGGUGGUGGACCUGAGUGAGCACCCAUCUUCCCCAUCAUUCCUGGAGUCCCUGCAUGAGCUAGCCCGAGAGAUGGAGGGCAGUGACAAGCGCCAGGAGCUGGCCCGAGUCUCCCUGGGCCAGGCCAACGGCCACUUUGGCAUGGCACUUGGUGCUCUCUUUGUACACGAGCACUUCUCAGCAGCCAGCAAAGCCAAGGGGAUGGAGGCCCCAGGAAGGCAGAGAAAUGGCUGCUCCUUCAUCUCCCUUGGGGAUUUGACCUGGUGAGCAGGGGAGCCCCGAGGGGCUGAGUCACAGCACCUGCCCCAUGUAUGCGUCCCAUGUAAGCCAUGGUGCGGCGGCCCCAUCUGAAGUUGGCUUGGGUGUGGAGGUGGCUCAGCGAGGGGCGAUCUCUCCUGGCUCCAGGCACGUCUGGGUCUUUGGUACCCCAGUGCUGGAGUCUGGAGCCAAGGAAGGCAGCACACUGGGUGUGGCAGAGUCCUGGCCCUGUGGAGGAAGGAUGCCUGGUGCCUAGUUUGGUCCUCCCCAAGGUAUUGGCACAGGAGGGUCCCCCUUUCCUAGGAUUUGAGCAGGUUGGAGUCCAAGAGCAAGCCCAGGAUGGCUGUGGGUGUCAGUGUGUCAGCCUUGCAGGUA
Molecule: messenger RNA, 973 nt
Organism: Sciurus carolinensis (gray squirrel)
Lineage: Eukaryota; Metazoa; Chordata; Mammalia; Rodentia; Sciuridae
Product: endothelin-converting enzyme-like 1
Exons: 4
Coding region: 272-607 (111 amino acids)
Biological process (GO): proteolysis
Source: RefSeq, a predicted model, not a curated record